This is a messenger RNA of Coprinopsis cinerea okayama7#130, 276 nucleotides long. RefSeq lists its product as hypothetical. The coding region runs from base 1 to 276 and encodes 91 amino acids. Lineage: Eukaryota; Fungi; Basidiomycota; Agaricomycetes; Agaricales; Psathyrellaceae. The record is from RefSeq and is a predicted model, not a curated record. The transcript has a single exon.
AUGAUGAGAAGCGACGAAUGGGCUGAGGACCAAUGGUGCGACUUGAGGUUGGAAGCGACACGAUACAGCCAGCCCGAGGAUAUUUUCAGGGCGCACCAAUCCCAGUUGGACCGCAACCGUGAAAGACAGCUUCAAGGAGAUACCGGUCGAAGCCAGAUGGCCAGUCCAGAUGGUCAGGGCGAGGUCGACUAUGUUGGGAGAUCAUCGCGGGCUCUCGGGAGCGCCAAUGAGUUCCUAAUGGCCACAGCGAAGCGCAGACCACAUGCUCCAAGCUGA